Solenopsis invicta (red fire ant) is the source of this 2109-nucleotide messenger RNA. It is a transcript of the gene PIG-Q, whose product is annotated as phosphatidylinositol N-acetylglucosaminyltransferase subunit Q. The coding region runs from base 461 to 2047 and encodes 528 amino acids. Gene Ontology annotation, biological process: GPI anchor biosynthetic process. Gene Ontology annotation, cellular component: membrane; endoplasmic reticulum. Lineage: Eukaryota; Metazoa; Arthropoda; Insecta; Hymenoptera; Formicidae. The transcript is spliced from 6 exons. The record is from RefSeq and is a predicted model, not a curated record.
GGAACGGCCUGAUGAAAAUCGAACUGAAUAGGACCGAGAGUUGUUGACGGUCGUAAUUUUCUGACCUCACUCCGUUUUUAAAAUAAAAAAAGAUUUUUAUUUAUACACGCGAGUUUCUAACGAUAAAUAUUCAAAUCGACUAAUGUAGAAGUUUGUAAUUAAUAGGAAUAUGUAAUUAAGUAGUAUCUAGGAUUUGUAGUAAAAGUAAACAAAUGAAGAGGUUAGUUUACAAAACAUUUACAAGUUAACGUGGCGCUGUUUUAUCAAAAUAAAAGAGAAAAUAAUCUGUACAUGUCAAAACUGAAAAUUGGCCACAAGACAGUUCAAUUACUAUUGCCUUUUCAGCAAUUAUAAGAUUCAAAUUUGUUUCCUACUGUACAAGGUUGGUAAUUGGAUACAAGACUGUGUCUCUCUUGAAAUAUGGAAAUCCAAGUAACAAGAGGAAAAACAUAAUAGAUAAAUGGUUCUCUCAGCUGUAAAAAUGACAAGCAAUUUGUUAAUAUUUAUUCCGCAAACGUUGCGCACCGAGCAGUCCGGCUACGUGCUUGGUAAAGUGAUACACGAUUCCUGCAGUGACCUGAAAAAGUUCUACGUCGUCAGUUUGCGUAAGACGGCCUCGGUAGAGUUAACUAAAUCUACAUUAAGCGUUAUCGGAUAUUAUUCCAAUGGGAACGACGCGAUUGAGGAGCCCUUGGAACGUAUGUAUCCAAAUUGGGUACACAUCGCGACGAGAUCUUGCGAGGAUCGCCAGGACGACGGGUAUCAGCUGAUGAAUAUUGUUCUCAACAAUAAAAAAACGGAUCUAUUGGCGAUGCGCACGAUGAUCGUUGUGUAUGAUCAGCGAGCGUUGCAGGAAACAGAAUUGUUUGAGAGCAGCACAGCGUCAGGGGAUCACUUUUAUGAACUUGCAAGGCUCAUCCAGAGCAAGGACGAGCUGAGGAAUAAGUCUAGAUUCGUGCGUACCUGGGAGGCUCUGCUAACUUAUCACAUGUCCCUCUAUUUGUAUCCUGUCUUGUUGCUGUCCAAGGUAACGGAGAGAUUGUUACCAGUCUUGAAGUACUCUUCCCUUGGCCUGCACGUUUAUGACUGGCUGGAGAACGUCAAAUGGAUGCUGGUAACGGUCGUGCGGAACGGAAAUUUUAAACUGAAAACGGGAAACUACGCACUGGCAAUUGUGAUAGAUAUAGCGCUAGGAAUCUUCAUAUUGCGAUUAUUGCGAUAUUAUAUCGAGGAUCAGCCAUCACAGCUUCUUCUGAACAAUGCGGAGAAAGUCGUAGAGACUCUCAAGGACUUGAUUAAUUGGUUGAUGGGCGUACCAGCUGGCCUGAAACUUAAUCACGCCCUCAACAAUACCAUGGGCAAGUUCUUCCUAUAUCAUAUACAGCUCUGGUGGACGUUUCUAAUAUUCUCCAAACCACUUUUGGAUCUGGCAUUCGAAGUAUUGCUCUUGUUCGGAAGGCUGGGCAUUACGUUUCAAAUAUCUAUUAUCGCGGAUCUUCUGGCUCUUGUUAGUUUCCAUACAUAUUGCAUAUAUGUUUAUGCAGCAAGGCUCUUCAAUAUUCAGUUAAAAGGAAUCACAGCUCUCUUCAGACUUUUUCUUGGGAAGAAGAAGAAUCCUUUGCGCGAGAGGGUGGACUCCUGUCAGUAUCAAACGGACCAGCUGUUCGUCGGGACGCUGUCGUUCACCAUUCUUCUGUUCCUAAUGCCCACAACGUGGGUGUACUACACUGUAUUCACACUGCUCAGAUUAGUGUCAAUUGCAUUCAGUGGCUUUCUGACCAGGCUGAAGUUUUAUCUGCAAGUUAUGCCUGUUUACACUUUUUGGAAGUGGUUACUACGAUCUUACAGCACUUGCAGCAUCGUUGAUAUCAGAUUGCAUCCUUGUUGUACUGAAGAACUGACAGUAUUAUCAAUGACAAUGGUUGUGGCUCCAUGGAGGCUCACAUGGAAAAAGUGCAUUCCAGAUACAAUUAGUUGUCAUCCAGCCAUUGAGUGGUGCACAAUAUUGAAUAACAUUAUAUGGGGCCAUUUAUUGUAUCCAUUAUGAAAAACUAUCUGCAUCAAAUUAUAUCUUUUAUUUAUUCAAUAAAAGAUGUUUUUUUUUCUUAA